This is a messenger RNA of Trypanosoma rangeli, 408 nucleotides long. RefSeq lists its product as uncharacterized. The record is from RefSeq and is a predicted model, not a curated record. The annotation marks the transcript as partial. The transcript has a single exon. NCBI's taxonomy places the organism in Eukaryota, Euglenozoa, Kinetoplastea, Trypanosomatida, Trypanosomatidae.
AUGGUUUUGUGUGGCUCCCCUGUUUGCUUUGCGGAUGACGUGAUUUUUAGCUUUCAGCGAUGCCGCGUUGGGGAGCAGCGCGAGUGUUUUUUAUUUUCAGUUCUUCCACGCCACACCCCCCCACUGCAACUGAUGGUAAUAAUGACACCCUCCAAUGCGGAAGGGAGUCGGGUGGUUGCGGGGCCCACCGACUGCCGGUUGUUGGGUCGGCAGCGGGAGCCUGGCUGUCGAGGGGGGUGGCGUGUGAACUUGUUGGUUUGGGUGGUGUGCUGGGUGCUGGUCGCACCGAGCCAAACUGCGAUUCCCCCAUUGUGCAUCCUUCGCUUUUUAGGAGUGGGAGCCAUAUGGCCUCAUCUGGAGGCAUAUUUUAUUAUUAUUAUUAUUAUUUUGUUUCAUGACAUUUUUGGU